This is a messenger RNA of Aphanomyces astaci, 2462 nucleotides long. Its product is annotated as AGC protein kinase. The transcript has 10 exons. The record is from RefSeq and is a predicted model, not a curated record. Lineage: Eukaryota; Oomycota; Saprolegniomycetes; Saprolegniales; Verrucalvaceae. Gene Ontology annotation, molecular function: ATP binding; protein serine/threonine kinase activity. Bases 22 to 2373 code for a protein of 783 amino acids. Gene Ontology annotation, biological process: protein phosphorylation.
CGACUUUCUGCCUACGACGACAUGUCCUUUGCUCACCGGUUGAACACGUUCAAGACCCUCGGCACCCGCGAUUCGUCCGCAUCCACUUCGUCGUCAUCUGUCGUGCAGACACGUCCGGGUGGUCCCGGGCGGCGCGUGGCGUCGGUGUUGGACAAGUCCAAGCCGAGUGUGAUCGACGUCACGUGUCCGACGACUGAAGUCGAGUGGGAAGGGUACUUGUACAAGCAGUCCAAGAUCGUCAAGACAUGGACGCCGCGGUACGUGACGCUCAAAGACGGGUUGAUCAGCUACUACAAGAGCAAGAAGCACGCCGUGGAGCGCACGCAGAACCGCGGGUCGUGGUCCGUGUCGGCUGUCCAGAAAACGAUCCCGUCCACGGGUUUUGGUGGGUCCAAACUGCAUGCGUCGACGUUGGGCUUUAGCAUCGUCACAACGAACCAACUGCUCGUGCACUUUGUGGCCAUCAGUCCCGCCGAGCGAGAAAUGUGGCUGCACAUGCUCGAAAAGUGCUGUGCUGCGGCCAAAGUCCAGACGAAUGUUGCCGAGGGGCUCGACGAAGCCAGCCGACCGAGCGAGAGCUACUUCCAUUUGGACCCAUCCGAGGCGUCUGUGAUGCUGUACUCCAAGUUUAUUCGCGUGUUGAGCGACGUGGGGGUGCCAGACCUGAUGACGGCGCUGCCGGUUUUCGUUCAGCAUUUGAGCCAAGACGUCGAACUCAAGUUCAAUUUUGAUCCGUUCGACGCGGCCAAGUACGCGUUUUGCCAUGGCGUGUACUACGCGCGCGAGGGGUUCGUGCACUUUGUAUCGCUGUUCCGGCAGUGUUUUGCACUUGUGGAAGCUUCGACGCUGCCGACUCUGACGGCCAAAGACCCAGAGAUCAUCGAACUCGUGGCGCCGCAGCAGCUCACGCGCCUCAGCUCCAAGGAAGCCGCCAUGCCGGGGCGGCUUCAUGUGCGCUUCAAUUUUUCGCCUUCUGGACGGAUUUCCAGGCUCAGUGUGUACUUCAAACAAGACAAGUCGCUUGCCCCAGUGCCCACCGCCUGCGUUCGAAGCCGCACGUUGUACACGCUCGCGUCGCAUCCGCAGAACUUCCACUUGUGUUAUAAAACCAAGCGGUCGUUGCUGCUGAGUUUCCGUGAUCUCAACAUCCUCGGUGUGCUCGGCCAAGGAGGCUUUGGGACGGUGGUACUGGUACAGCGAAAGUCACUGCACGACGAAUUGUUUGCCAUUAAAGUGGUCGAGAAGAGCCAAGGGAGCGCGAGUGCCCUGAAAGAGCGACGGAUUCUGUCCACGUUGCGCCACCCGUUUUUGGCGCGGUUGCGGUUUGCAUUCCAAACAAAGUCCAAGUUGUUUUUGGGGCUCGACUUUUACACGGGGGGGAAUUUGUACUACCAUAUGCACGCAGCGACCAUGGCGGAUGGCACACACGUGGAAACGAGCGGCGGCAAACGCCUGGCGGUGGAGCGCGCGCGAUUUUAUGCCGCAGAACUCGCGCUUGCAUUUGCAUAUUUGCACACCCACGGCAUCAUCUAUCGCGACUUGAAGCCAGACAACAUCAUGCUGGACCAGGAAGGGCACAUUCGGUUGGUAGACUUUGGCAUUUCCAAGCAGUUGUUCCAGGAGGAGUCGACUGGCACGUUGGCUGGGUCGCCUGCGUACAUUGCACCCGAGCAACUGAACGUGCAAAACCCAUUGUACGGGUACGCGGCGGACUGGUGGAGCUGGGGCGUGAUGCUGUAUGAGAUGCUGUACGGAUCCACGCCAUUCCACGACAAUAACGUGUCGGUUAUGUACCGCAACAUCACGGACGCCGACAUCAAGUACGACAAUCACUUUGAUUUGGACGAGGAGGCCGUGGACUUGCUCCAACAUGUGCUGGUGCGGGAUCCUGCCACCCGCUUGACCUUUGCCCAGAUCCAGGCGCAUCCGUUCUUUGCGUCGGUGGAUUGGGUGCUGCUUCUCCAAAAGCAAGUGCCGCCGCCGUACGUCCCCAUGACCCGCGACGUGUUUGAUCACGUGGCGCAGCAUUUUCGUAAAAUGAACGUCAACUCCCUCGACGAUACACCGACGAUUGGAGUAAUGUCGUCGACGUCUACGAAAGAAUCGGACCAGCAGCACUUUGACGAGUUUAGCUUUUGCUACGAACGACCGGAUGUGCGGGACGAAGCGUACGAUUUGAUGAUCCAAGUCAAGGAGACGUUUGCCAACGACGCGCGGCCCGCCAUCUCGACCGUGCUCGAGCACCAAACAUCCGAAGAAAUUCUCGACGAUGACAACGACAUGGACCCGGAAGUGGACUUGGUCAUUUCUGAACUCUCGGACAUUCCCACGUCGGAACAGGAUGAAGCAUCUGGGGACCACGACGACGAGUGAGUCUACCGCCGAUACAUACUAGGAAUACAUGGGGUCUCGUAAACAGUGUAAGAGGGGUUGACGUAUAUACAAGUACUGUUCGCUACGGA